GGCCAGGUGGGUGGGAGGUGUCUGUGGUGGCAGCCAUGGGCGAGCCCAGGGCCGGGGCCGCGCUGUCCCCUCAGCACAGCUGGGAACACCCGGGUGGCCGCAGAAGGGACAGAGCCGCGGGGUGCGGCCAAACAUCCGCAGCGCGGUGGGGCAGCAGCUGCCAGGAGAGGUGGGAUCAGCGGGUGGGGACACUCGCCUCGUCCCCGCAGCGCAGCAAGGGAGCUCGGCGACAGGGAAAGGGGACUGAGGCGCUCUUCCGGCAGGACGGGACGGGACGAGCGCCGCACUUCGCCCCGCAGCCCCGGUGCCCGGGAUUGUUCCCGGGAAGAACCAACGCGUCAAGAAAAGGACACAAGCGCGGCGGUGUCCGGCGGGAGCGCGGCCACGGAAGGGGAAGGUGUAAGCCCGACCCGCUCAUCCCCGCCCGCCCCGGGCUCGCCCUCCCGCACCCACCGCGGGGCUCCGGGCUCCCUUUGCGUCCGGACAGGAGCUGCACCGGUGUCCCCGUCCCGGCGGCUCCGUCCCGCAUUCCCUGCGGGAUGCAGCGAGCGGCGGGCCAGGGCUAG
This is a messenger RNA of Serinus canaria (Common canary), 566 nucleotides long. RefSeq names its product serine/arginine repetitive matrix protein 1-like. The transcript has 2 exons. The record is from RefSeq and is a predicted model, not a curated record. Lineage: Eukaryota; Metazoa; Chordata; Aves; Passeriformes; Fringillidae. Bases 36 to 566 code for a protein of 176 amino acids.